AAAGGUGGUAAGAACAGAAGAAGAGGAAAGAACGACAACGGUGGUCAAAAGAGAGAAUUGAUCUUGAAGGAAGAGGGCCAAGAAUACGGCCAGAUCACCAAGAUGUUGGGUAACGGUAGAGUCGAGGUCAGCUGUUUCGACACCGUGAGAAGAUUGGGACACAUCAGAGGCAAGUUGAGAAAGAAGGUGUGGAUGGGCCAAGGUGACAUCAUCUUGGUGUGUUUGAGAGACUUCGAGGACGAGAAGUGUGAUGUUGUUCACAAGUUCAACUCUGACGAAGCCAGAACCUUGAAGAACAUGGGCGAGUUGCCUGAAAACGCCAAGAUCAACGAAACCGAUACCUUUGGCGGAGACGAGGAAGACGAUGUCAACUUCGAGUUCGGUGCUGAAGACGACAGCGAGGACGAGGACGACGACUUGGACAUUGAUGAUAUUUAA
Messenger RNA from Suhomyces tanzawaensis NRRL Y-17324, 438 nucleotides. RefSeq names its product Tif11p (gene TIF11). Lineage: Eukaryota; Fungi; Ascomycota; Pichiomycetes; Serinales; Debaryomycetaceae. The record is from RefSeq and is a predicted model, not a curated record. Gene Ontology annotation, cellular component: cytoplasm. The annotation marks the transcript as partial. The transcript has a single exon. Gene Ontology annotation, molecular function: translation initiation factor activity; RNA binding. Gene Ontology annotation, biological process: translational initiation.